UUUGACUGCAGUGUUUAUGCCAACGAAGUUUGGGAAUUAUGUGUAUUUAUCAAUAGUCUGUUUUUUCUCGUAAAAAGAUUGAUUUUUAUUUAAAAAGAAUGUAGAUGACAGACUAAUACCUUCAUCUGAAUUUGUUACAGUGCUUUCUUUAUGCUUUGUUAUUACAGACAUAUCAAUAUUUUCAUUAUUUAACCUAAUAAGCUGGCAUAUGUAUGCAUGCUUUCAUUGUAUUCAUAAUUAUUAAAUUUAUGUCUUCUAUAAAUGACAUUGUGUAUCACGUAACUUCUCAAGCAUUGAUAGAAUUAUAACUUCAAGUUUGAUAAUAUUAGUAACAUAUUUUGUUUAAAAUAAAUAAUAUAUUAAAACGGGGUGAAGAAAUUUAUUAUUAAAAAUGAGUGAAAAUGCACUGCUUACUGAUGUGCCAGAGAGCAACGGUGGAUCAGAACAACCAACUUACAAUGGAGAGACUGAGGAACAUACACACAAAUCACCCGAAAGUGGAGAAGACAAAACACCUGACUCUAUAUGUGAUAAUGGAGUUAAAAAAAAUAAUACUUCUGUAGUUGGAAGUAAUACUACUAAUACAACUAAUAGAGCUAAGAAAAGAAAGAAAGCUCCAAGAGAUGCUACAGCUCCCAAACAACCUUUAACUGGUUAUUUCAGGUUUUUAAAUGAUCGGAGAGAAAAAGUAAGAAGUGAAAACCCUACUCUGUCAUUUGCUGAAAUUACAAAGCUUCUUGCUUCAGAGUGGAGCACAUUGCCUGCUGAUCAAAAACAACAAUAUUUAGAUGCAGCAGAACAGGAUAAAGAACGUUAUAACCGUGAAUUUAGUGAUUAUAAACAGACAGAAGCAUAUCGAUUAUUCAGUGAAAAACAAUCUUCGGAAAAACAAGAGAGCAAAAAAGAGAGGAAUGGAACUGAUAUAAAUUCUGAACAAAAUCCUGUGAAGCUGAAUUGAGACAAUUGAGAAAAGCUACAUCAGAUUAUGAAGCUCAAAAUGCAGUGCUUCAACGACAUGUAGACAGUUUAUAUGCAGCUGUAAAUCGUUUAGAAUCAGAAACAAAUCAGCAACAUACAACUAAUCAAGCUUUACAGCGUCAUUUGGAUUCUCUUCGUUCACAGUUAGCUAAUUGUUUUGCUACAGUACUUUUGCCAGGUAGCACAAACGAAGGUGCAACGUUACAGAAUAUUGAUAAUUACGUUGAAAGACUUGAGUCAUUACUAAAUGGCAAUGUCGAACAAUCUCUACGAAAUGCUGUACUAUCUCACCUAAAAGACGCUGCGUUUGGACGUCGAUUAAUUUCCAAAUCACUUAAAUUAUGCUCCAGUUCUGGUGAUAAAAAUUGUAUUAUUUCAGUCGAUAUUGAUAAAAUCGAACGUAAAAAUUCAAAAGCAAUUUUCGAAAAUAAUUCAAAACUUACAACAUUUAUAGUAUCAGCAGUAACAGCUAAUGUUAAAAAUAAUGAAAUAAAAUUAUACAGGCCAGUUAUAGAAAAUUCUUCGACUUUACUCUUAGAAAAUUUAGAAUAA
Molecule: messenger RNA, 1530 nt
Organism: Heterotrigona itama
Lineage: Eukaryota; Metazoa; Arthropoda; Insecta; Hymenoptera; Apidae
Source: the annotation of a GenBank genome assembly